Molecule: messenger RNA, 790 nt
Organism: Pararge aegeria (speckled wood butterfly)
Lineage: Eukaryota; Metazoa; Arthropoda; Insecta; Lepidoptera; Nymphalidae
Product: protein lethal(2)essential for life-like
Exons: 1
Coding region: 142-681 (179 amino acids)
Biological process (GO): response to heat; protein refolding
Molecular function (GO): protein folding chaperone
Source: RefSeq, a predicted model, not a curated record
CGCGAGUCAUGUAUUUGAAUUGAAACAAACGAAGCGUUCACUUGCGAAGCGACAAGAGUCCCAGUUUAAAAACUAUUGAACUUAAGACUAAAAAGUUAGUUUUCGUGCUUUAUUCUGAAUAUCUGUGAAUUAACGGAGAAUAUGUCUCUUCUGCCAUACGUCUUCCGUUCCAACUGGCCGGGUUACCGAUCGAAUCCACUGCUAUAUCAAGAUUUUGGACUACCCAUGACUCCAAACGACAUGUUGACCGUUGCGACCGUACCUAUGCUCCCCAAAAACUAUUUCAAACCGUGGCAACAGCUGGCCAGAGCUGCACGCGAACUUGAAUCCAAUAUCAAGACGGAUGAAGACAAAAUCCAAGUCAAUUUGGACGUCCAACAUUUUGCUCCCGAGGAAAUCAGUGUGAAGACAGCCGAUGGAUAUAUAAUCGUUGAAGGAAAGCAUGAAGAGAAAAAGGACGACCACGGGUACAUUUCUAGGCAAUUUGUGAGGAGAUAUGCUCUGCCUGAGAACUGCGAUCCGGAUACGGUUGAAUCUAAGCUUUCUUCGGACGGUGUGCUAACAGUGACUGCUCCAAGAAAACCAUCUGCUCUGAAGAAUGAAAGAAAAGUCCCCAUCCAGCAAACUGGUCCCGUGCAAAAAGAAAUCAAGGAUAACAAUGAUGUUGAAGACCAGAAAUAAAUUCCUUAUAAUUUUAAGAAGCCUCACUGCUAUACAACUGUCAGACUGAUUUUUAUUUUAUUUUAUUAGUAUUAAACUGGUAUUAAAUAAAUUUUUAUUUAAGUAUUUA